UAAGAGACCGUAUGAGAUUUGCUGUAUCGCCAAAAGUACUAUUUAGCUUUAAAUACUUUAUCACCGGGUGCAAAUACCCAACACAAAGUGUAUUUUACGGCGUGUUGACCGCGUGAACUCAUUUCAUGUCACUUUCUGGGCGCUGCCUGCGAAUAUCCAAGAGCAGCUGAGCAGACCAUGAACCGUGUCCCGCUGCAGCUGCCGCAGAGCUGCGGGCCCUGGGAGCUGAAGGAGCGGCUCGGGACCGGUGGCUUUGGAAAUGUCACACGAUGGCAGAAUAAGGACACUGAGGAGCAGAUUGCCAUAAAGCAGUGUCGUCAGGAGCUGAGUGAGAGAAACAAAGAGAGAUGGUGUCUGGAGAUCCAGAUCAUGAGGAGGUUGGAUCAUGUUAACGUGGUCGCAGCUCGGGAGGUUCCUGAGGGAAUGCGGAGGCUGGUGGCCACCAACGACCUGCCGCUUCUGGCCAUGGAGUACUGCCAGGGAGGCGAUCUGAGAAAGUAUCUCAACCUCCUGGAUAACUGCUGUGGAAUGAGGGAAGGGUCUGUUCUGAUCCUGCUACGUGACAUUUCCUCGGCGCUGACCUACCUCCACAAGAAGAGGAUCAUCCACAGAGACUUGAAACCUGAGAACAUUGUGCUGCAGCAGGGAGAGAAGAGAUUGAUCCAUAAGAUUAUAGAUCUCGGCUAUGCGAAGGAACUGGACCAGAGCAGCCUUUGUACCUCAUUUGUGGGAACUCUGCAGUACCUCGCCCCAGAACUCAUUGAGAGACAGAGAUACACAGUCACCGUGGACUACUGGAGUUUUGGGACUUUGGUGUUUGAGUGUAUCACAGGAUUUCGCCCCUUCUUACCAACCUGGCAACCUGUUCCCUGGCACAACAAGCUGAAGCUGAAAGGGAAUGAUGACAUCGUGGUCUACGAGGACCUCACAGGAGAAGUCCGUUUUUCCAAGCAUCUUCCCCAGCCCAACAGUCUCAACAGUUUGCUGUUAGAGAGGCUGGAGAGGUGGCUGCAGCUGAUGCUGAAGUGGUCUCCCCAGGAGAGAGGCAAAGACCCCGACUCCACACCCAGCGACUGCUUCUCCCAGCUGGAGACCAUCCUGCAGCUCAAGCUGGUUCAUGUCCUGAACAUGGUGUCCGCCAAGAUCCUGACAUACACCGUCUCGGCCAAUGAGACGGUGGCUGACCUGCAGCUGAGAAUAGAAAAAGACACCAACAUCCCUCCAGCCAACCAGGAGCUGCUGCUGGAGGCCGGAUUAGCCUUGGAGCCACAGGGAGAGGCCACGCAGUGCGCCAUAGACUACACAGAGAUAGACGGACGACGGACAGACUUCCCUCUGGUCUUCUUGUUUGAUCGCUCAUCCUGUAAUUAUGAACCCCAGUUUGCCCCUCGCCUCCUCCCUGAAAACAUACGCUUUGUCCAAACGGACCCUUCGCACGUUCUGCCCUACAGCCCUCUGAGGAGGACUUGUGGCCAGGCAUGGCACACCAUCCGCUCCCUGAAGGAAGACUGGCAGAGACUGCAGCAGGGCCAGAAAGCUGCCAUCAUGAGCCUACUGAGACACAACUCAUCACUGUCCAAACAGAAGAAUGAGAUGGUAUCGAUGCACCAGAGACUCACUGCCAAGCUGGACUUCUUCACCACCAGCCUGCACAUAGACAUGGACAAAUACCAGGAGCAGAGAGCCACAGGGAUCGCGUCAGAGAAACUUCUUGGUGUGUGGAGGGAAAUGGAGCAGACUGCUGUCAGCUGUGGUCAGGCCAAGGUGAGCGAGCUGGAGGACGAGAUGAUGCAGCUGCAGACAGACAUAGUGGACCUGCAGAGGCAGCCGUGGCGGAGUGGAGAAGCCCUGGACACACUGGAGGGAAAAGCCAUGGAGCUGUUCCGCAAACUUCGAGAGAAACCUAGAGACCAGAGGUGUCCAGGUGACAGUCAGGAGGUGGUGCGUCUCGUGGUUCAGGCUGUGCAGUUCUAUGAGAGGAAACUCAGAGAUUUCUACACACACCUCAGUAAGACGGUGGUGUGCCGACAGCGUGUGAUGGAGCUGCUGCCCAAGGUGGAGGGAGUGGUCCAGAGGAUGGCGGAGAGCGAGCAAGUCCUCAUGAGUCUGCAAGAGAAACGACAGAGGGAGCUGUGGAACCUGCUGAGAGUCGCCUGUAGUAAAGUUCGCAGCCCGGUGAGUGGCAGUCCUGAUGGGAUACGAACCCCCUCCUCAGUUCCCCCUCUGCUGACCCCCAGACACAGCUUACAGCAGUUUGAUGAGUCCCUGGUGGAGGAGAGCAGGACAUUUGAGAGUCGACUCCAGAGUCUGCUGCAUGAAACCAUCCAGGAGUCAGAGAGCAGUGUGGAGAUGCUGAGAGAGUGGAGGUGGCUCAGCGGAGGGCAGAACUUCUCCAGUGAUCUCUCCUGAGCGCCUCGGGCUCCAGGUGAACGUGGUGCUUUGCUGCCUCUGUGUGGAGAGGCUGACAAACUGCAUCAGGAUGACCUGUGGACCAUUUUGAAGGGAUGCUCCCACUUCACCAGCUGCUGACUGUUACUGGAAGAUAUUUGCUUAAUAAGAUUAGUGACUGGCUGGUUGGCAAGCCUGCUCACUACUCCUGCAUGACCUUUUGUCAGUUUUACCACCAAGUGCGCACUGAUAAACAUCUGUAUAUAUAAUGAAAUGCCUUCUACCUUUGACCAGCAGUGAUAUUAAAGGAAUAGCUUAGAGCAGGAUCUUAUUAUUUUAUCCGCAUACUACUUUAUAAAUUUUAAGUAACUUUCAAGUCAUUUUAGUGGUCAAGUUGCACUCUGUCCUGCCUAGAACAAAUAUUGUACCAGCUGAUGUGUGUAUGAAAACAAAAUCCAUCUUGUGUAAAUAUAAUCUCAGCCUAGGUGUGUGGAGAAACGCUUGCAGUGUUCAAACGGAUUGAAACCAGAUUUGCUUUAAAGCCGUGGGCAAAGUGAUGUUUUAUGUUCAUCUAAAAACAAGAUUUGCUCAUCAAUGAAAUGUGACUCUGUGUUAAGUCUUAUCCAGAAAUAUCUCGUAAUUGUCUCUCAGUGUUUGUAGCCGCAGUGUAUCUUUAUUUGCAUUUUAGUUUGUAAUUUUUGCUACAUUUCUCUACAUGGUGGACUUCUGUCAAGAUACAGACUCUAUUUUUCUAAGAUCAGGGUUGUGAUUAAAAUUUGGCUAUCAUGUACUGCCAUGCAAAUAGCUUGAGUUUGUGCUAUGUAAAAAUUCAUUGUGCCUAAGUGUGUAUUAAGAUUUCUCACUGGAAUUCAUUUUUAAUUCAGUAUUUUGUGCCCAUUGGUGUUGUGCCCAUUGGAAAAUGUAUAUAACGAGUCAUGUUUGUUGUGGUCUUGCAACUAUUUUAGUUUGUGCCUUUUGCAUCGGUGGCAUUGUGGGGAUAUUAGUCCCGUGAGCCUGCCUGCCAGUCAGGAGAAACAAAGACGUCAGUGAAAGCUGAUCUCACUUUGUUGAAGAUGAUGAAGCUGCGGGCAGAAACCAGUGACUUCAGGUCUAAAACUUGAUUUUGAAAGAUAGGGGGCAUAGGGGCUUAAAUCCAUGCAGGGUCAACUCUGUACCUUGUAGCUGAGUGUUGAAAAUUGCUCACGAAUUUCCACUCUACCUACAUUAGCUGACAUUUUCUCUUCAUUUGAAUUCAAAGGUGAACCCCCAUCUUCUUGCGACUGGAAGAAUAAAGUCAUGCACAACAGCCAUGAUGUGCAAACUGUGCUGCAUGCCCCUCUUAAUCCAAACUGGUGAAACUUUAUAGAUGUACAUUGUGAAAAGUGUUGGAUGGUGUUACAUGAUGCCAAAUGUCUGUGAUGUCCUGUUGUCUUUAUUCGUGCAUGUAUUAGAACAUUGAUAGCUGUGAGAUUAUCAUUUUGUGACGAUUGUAAAACAAAGCUGAAUGUUGUAUUUUGAAUGCAAUGAUGUAUUGUACUGGGAGAAGUGUUUAUUAUGUUCUCAUUUCCCUGGAAAUAGAUGCGCAAACUGUCUUCCUUUCCUUCACCCAUUUCUUGUGAACCAUAAUUACAAAGCAGUGGAGAAAUUAUUGUACAUAACUCAAAUAGACACUGAUGGACAGCACAGUGUUUGACAUUCUUUAUUCCAUGAAUUCAAUAAAAUCAGUUGGAGGUCCUAAA
Molecule: messenger RNA, 4127 nt
Organism: Myripristis murdjan (pinecone soldierfish)
Lineage: Eukaryota; Metazoa; Chordata; Actinopteri; Holocentriformes; Holocentridae
Gene: ikbkb
Product: inhibitor of nuclear factor kappa B kinase subunit beta
Exons: 22
Coding region: 178-2409 (743 amino acids)
Biological process (GO): positive regulation of transcription by RNA polymerase II; tumor necrosis factor-mediated signaling pathway; peptidyl-serine phosphorylation
Cellular component (GO): IkappaB kinase complex; cytoplasm
Molecular function (GO): IkappaB kinase activity; protein binding; ATP binding
Source: RefSeq, a predicted model, not a curated record